This is a messenger RNA of Diabrotica virgifera virgifera (western corn rootworm), 965 nucleotides long. RefSeq lists its product as uncharacterized. Gene Ontology annotation, cellular component: DNA ligase IV complex; nucleus. Gene Ontology annotation, biological process: double-strand break repair via nonhomologous end joining. The transcript has 5 exons. The record is from RefSeq and is a predicted model, not a curated record. Bases 35 to 868 code for a protein of 277 amino acids. NCBI's taxonomy places the organism in Eukaryota, Metazoa, Arthropoda, Insecta, Coleoptera, Chrysomelidae. Gene Ontology annotation, molecular function: DNA end binding.
AUUGUACUUCUAUGGUCAUGGUUAUGUUAUUGUUAUGGUUUUGCUCUUUUUUGCUGAAUUGAAUUCGCGAUUUAAAAAGUAUUUUAUUGCAUUUUUAACUUAUAAUACAACUACCAAGAUGUGGAAAACAUUUACAAAUGAUGAUCAUAUUUAUAUGCUUAAAGUCGUUGACAGUGACAACAACUUUGAAAUAUAUUUAUCUGAUUUGAUGACAAUGUGGAAUUGUAUCCUUUCACAAGAAGCAUUAGUACAGAAAUUUCAGGAAUGCAAUCCAGCUAUUGAGCAAACACCAGAAGAAUAUAUUCAACAUGCUAAAAAUAUAUUAAAUGAAGUUGAAAACGCAGAAGUUGGCGUUAUAUGUGAUGAAGGACCAUGUAGUGUGCGAUUCUAUAUUAAAACACAUCUAGCAACUAAUUUCAAGUUUAAAUUAAAACUAGAACUAGAUUUUGCACAAGCAGAGGAAGAAUCAUUCACUGAAAAGAUGACUGUACCGUUAAUACAAACAAUAAUCCUAUUAGAAAAGCAACAGGAAAUGAUGAGAAACUUGCUAUUGAAAAAAGACAGGGAGUUGGAGGAAUAUAAAAUGGAAAAAGGAGAAAUAUCAAGAAGUGAUUUAAUUACAGAAAAAUUCAAUCCAGAAUCACUGAUAGCAUCAAGCAAGACAUUAAUGUUGAAUGUUUUCCAAAAUCGCGCUGAAGAUAUCAAAAGAAAAUACGGAGCAAUAGAAGAAAAAGUAGAAGAAGUUGAAGUGGAAUCAUGGAACAGUGUGAAAAGGAGAAGGAAAAUAUAUAACAAAGAAACUGCAAAUAGGACAAAAGAUGUUGAAAUUAAAUAUAAUGGUGGAACAAAUAUAAAACAGGAAAAUUAGGGUUUUGAUAUUUUUUCGAAUUAGAUUUUUAUGUUUAUAUUCAUUAAUUUGUUAAUAUUUUUUGGUGUAAUUAUCUAUAAAUUAUUUUUGCAAUUCA